CUAUCAAUCGUUGUACGUGCGAGCGUUACAAGCAACAACAUGUCUGAUCCAGUUGAAGUAGAGCAAAUGUCUGAAACUAAGCCCCGCAAGAUGGCUUUACCCACUUCGCUCGAUAAGGAUGCGAUUCGCGAGGCGUACGAGGAGGUACGCUCGAACCUGAGCGAUCACGAAUGGGCCGUGUUCAAGUUCGACGGGCUGAAAAUUGUCUGCUCUGCCAAGGGCCAAGGGUUCGACGAGUUCUGCGGCGAGUUUCACGAUGACGAGCGUGCGUUUGGCUACAUCCGGAUACAGAUGGGCGACGAAAUGUCGAAGCGCAGCAAAUUUCUCUUCCUGACCUGGAUCGGACCGGAGGUGGGCGUGAUGCAGCGUGCCAAAAUGUCCACCGACAAGUCUAUCAUCAAGGAUGUGAUCAAUAACUUUGCGGUCGAGCUGCAGGUGGAAACGAGCGUCGAUCUGGAUCUGGAGAUGUUUAAGGCGCAUCUGAACAAGGCGGGCGGUGCUAACUAUGGCACCGGUGUGCGGGAGCUGUAAAAU
Messenger RNA from Anopheles maculipalpis, 534 nucleotides. RefSeq names its product coactosin-like protein. Bases 40 to 531 code for a protein of 163 amino acids. Gene Ontology annotation, biological process: regulation of actin filament polymerization. The record is from RefSeq and is a predicted model, not a curated record. The transcript is spliced from 3 exons. Gene Ontology annotation, molecular function: actin filament binding. NCBI's taxonomy places the organism in Eukaryota, Metazoa, Arthropoda, Insecta, Diptera, Culicidae. Gene Ontology annotation, cellular component: actin filament; cortical actin cytoskeleton; site of polarized growth.